Setaria italica (foxtail millet) is the source of this 1561-nucleotide messenger RNA. RefSeq names its product nudix hydrolase 8. The transcript is spliced from 9 exons. Gene Ontology annotation, molecular function: ADP-ribose diphosphatase activity; NAD binding; NADH pyrophosphatase activity. Lineage: Eukaryota; Viridiplantae; Streptophyta; Magnoliopsida; Poales; Poaceae. The record is from RefSeq and is a predicted model, not a curated record. The coding region runs from base 130 to 1215 and encodes 361 amino acids.
UCGUACCAGCCAGUCAAGCCACAGAUCGGAGCACGCGGCAGUUAGCGGGGAGCAGGCCAAUCGCACAUCAGUCGUCACAGUGGCUCGCUUGGCGCUCUCGGGCCUCUCGCGUUUGAGAUACCGGGAUCGAUGGAGGGCAGCCUGCUGCUCGUCGAUUCGGCCGCGGCGAGCCUGUGCGCCACGACGGCGGCGCGCCGCCACCGCCGCGCGGCAGGCCGGAGCGGCGCGAGGUUCCUGAGCUGUUCUUGCUCUUCCAGAGACGAGCCGGCGACGAGGGCCUGGCCGUCCUACUCCUCCGCUGGUAAUAACAUGCCGAGGGCGGUGAGGUCGGUGCCGCGCGUGAACGGGUGGAGCGGCAAUGGCCACGGCGGGUGGGCGGCGGCGCGGGAGGAGAGCUCCGUCCUGCUGGAGGCCCUGGAGGACGAGUACGGCGGGAUGAUCGUCGACGCCGACCGCCUGCCGUCCGACGCGGACGGGUUCUCGCGGUCCCUGGCGGCGUCGCUCUCCUACUGGAAGUCGGCGGGCAAGAAGGGGGUGUGGCUGAAAUUACCGUUGGAUCGCUCCGAGUUCAUCCCAUUAGCAGUGAAGGAAGGCUUCAGGUAUCACCACGCAGAGCAGUCGUAUCUGAUGCUAACGUACUGGAUCCCUGACGAGCCCUGCUUGCUCCCGGCAAAUGCCUCUCACCAGGUUGGAGUCGGGGGCUUCGUGAUCAACGACCAAAUGGAGGUUCUUGUGGUGCAAGAGAAAUAUUCAGCUUCAUCGUUGCCCGGUGCUUGGAAGCUCCCGACAGGAUUCAUUCAUGCGUCAGAGGAGAUUUUUACAGGAGCUGUCAGAGAGGUCAAGGAGGAGACUGGAAUUGACACUGAAUUUGUGGACCUGAUUGCUUUUAGGCAUGCACAUAACGUGGCGUUCCAGAAGUCAGACCUGUUCUUCAUCUGCGUGCUGAGACCACUGUCCAACGACAUCAGGAUCGACGAGGCGGAAAUCCAAGCAGCAAAGUGGAUGCCGCUCCCGGAGUUGAUGGAGCAGCCCUUCAUCCAGGACGACCACAUGUUCAGGAAGAUCUCCGACAUCUGCGUGCAGCGCCUCCGGAAGCGCUACUGCGGCCUGACGGCGCACCACGUGGUCUCCAGGUUCGACGGCGGGGCGUCCACCUUGUACUACAACGUCGCCGAGCCCGAGCGCGGAGACCGCAACGGCGACGACGCUGCCUGACCCUGAAGGACGGAUUGGCUGCUCCGCGCAUCAUUUGGCCAUCGAUUCGUGCAGGGCGUGAUCCCAGUUCCCAAUCACCAAAAUUUUCACCAAGAUCCCAGUUUCGGCGUGAGGCACCGCAGAGAAUAAUGCCGAUUGGCAGCGUCGAUCUGCAUGUACCUGUGCAGAAGACUCAUCACCGCUGUAGCUUUGGGGGUGAUGGUUUGCAGCGUCGCAGUUCCGGUGCACUUGCCGCGCUGCCGGAUCGGAGCAUGUUCCUGCUGCCGUGUAAUGGAUUGGGUCGCCGAGAACGGCCUUGGGUUUGCGUUGCGUCCAACCGGCCGCUGGCUUCAAGCCUUCAAGGGUU